This is a messenger RNA of Lymnaea stagnalis (great pond snail), 1918 nucleotides long. The record is from the annotation of a GenBank genome assembly. Lineage: Eukaryota; Metazoa; Mollusca; Gastropoda; Lymnaeidae.
AAAAUUUAUGUUUGAAAAAAACUUCCUUUAAACAAACUUCCGUCAAACUUCUAUGUAACAAUUUUCCCUUUGAACAAAUUUCUUACGUACACAUUUCUGGAUAGGUUGUAGGAUAUGUAUUAAUAUAAAAUUAGUCCACUAAUGUUGUAAUGUUUUAUAUACCGGUAUGAACAUUAGCAUAGUACUGAUACUGCUUCACAACAAAUAUGAGUACCGGGUAACAUAUAUGUGCACUGUAGCUACGAGCUUAAGUAGUACUAAUGAAGAAGAGCAGAUGGAUAUACCAUUGGUCGCCAUUGCUUGGAGAAAAAAACAGCAUUUCUUGAUACAUAGAUGUGUAGAUUGAUUCUAUAAUUGUUACCUGUUUAUUCUGGUCAAAUCGAGUUAAAAUUCCAGACAUCUUUGCUAUUUGAUCCUGUCAGAUUUCAGUGAGUGUGUUAAAGGGGUUUGGAGGGAAUAUUAGCGUUUGGAUAACAUUAUUUGUGCAAUUGAGGUGUAUUUAAAAAGCUAUGUCAACACGAUUAGCAUGUACUUGCCAAGUCUCUUUAGCCUGUACUUUCCAAGUCUAUUGAGCCUGUACUUUCUAAGUCUAUUUAGCCUGUACUUUCCAAGUCUAUUUAGCCUGUACUUUCCAAGUCUAUUUGUCCUGUACUUUCAAACUCUAUUUGGCCUGUACUUUCCAAGUCUAUUGGGCCUGUACUUUCCAAGUCUAUUUAGCCUGUACUUUCCAAGUCUAUUUGUCCUGUACUUUCAAACUCUAUUUGGCCUGUACUUUCCAAGUCUAUUGGGCCUGUACUUUCCAAGAAAAUUUGGCCUGUACUUUCUAUUUAGUCUAUACUUUCCAAAAAUAUUUGGCCUGUACUAUCCAUUUCUAUUUAACCUUUACUUUCCAAAAAUAUUUGACCUGUACUUCAAUUUGUAUUAGGCAUGAUUUACUUUCCAAGUGAAAAUGGUAUCUCCUAGUCUAUUUAGCAUGAACUUUCCAAGAAUCUCUCCUUGUUCAUUCUUUCACUGACCGUAAAUGAGAUUGGUGCAGUUAAGUUCCUCUUCUUGUUCUUUUGUUCAGGCAUUCUCUUGUUAUCUCCACAUCACCCCAUGUUACACCAAGGCAUCUUCCAGACAUCACCAUAUGUUACACCAGCCAUCUUCUAGACAUAACACCUUGGUACACCAAGGCAUCUUCUAGACAUCACACCUUGUUACACCAAUGCAUCUUCUAGACAUCACACCUUGUUACAACCAAGGCAUCUAGACAUCACCCGUGUUACAACCAAGGCAUCUAGACAUCACGCUGUGUUACACCAGACAUCUUCUAGACAUCACACCUUGAUACACCAAGGCAUCUUCCAGACAUCACACCUUGUUACACCAAUGCAUCUUCUAGACAUCACACCUUGUUACACCAAGGCAUCUUCUAGACAUCACACCUAGUUACACCAAUGCAUCUUCUAGACAUCACACCUUGUUACACCAAGGCAUCUAGACAUCACCCUGUGUUACAACCAAGGCAUCUAGACAUCACCCUGUGUUACACCAAGGCAUCUAGACAUCACACCUUGUUACACCAAGGCCAGUAAAUUUGUAUUGCUUCAUAAGCUAAUCGUUAUUUCUUCUACUGCUGUUCAUUUAUUCAUUUUGUGUGUGUGCACGCCAUUUAAAAUAAAUUGAUGUUAUAUCCCCGAGACUGGUGUCUUGAUUUCUGGAAGGUGAACUUUUCUCUGUCAGUUGGUCGUUUCUUGGCUCUUCUGUGCAUCAUGUUAAAAAGAUGUGAUGCGUCGCGUUGAGACAAGCCAGUUACUGCGGGGGACUGCUGAAGGGGAAACAGAGAACAGAACAAAAAUGUAGCGCUUUAACUUUCAGCCAUAUUUGGUUCAUUCCAGAUUCACAUUAAUGGAUUUUUUUACAAAUAAAAAUUUUG